UCACGACAUUGAGAGAAGAGCACCGAAGCCAACAAUCAACGAAUAGUUUCUAUGGUAACGUUGGCUAUAUACAACACACGUACUCGUAACUCGAUUGACAAGAAAUUUCCAACCAGCCAGUGCCUAAGAUUAUCUACUCGUACUAACGAUGAAAAAUACGAACGCGAAUUCACAAAAAAUGCGGCUUCAGUGAUAUCGAUCGAGAUUAUAUGUAGAAUAAGAUGAAGUGAAUAAUGCGCGCCAACUCGUUCUCCGGCGAUGUGGACCUCGCCUUGAACAACAAAGACAACACGUUGAUCGGUUUCAUAGGCGAGAAAUUCUCGCAAGCUCAGCCUGCUCAACAGCAAUGGACCGAAGAAUGGAGAAAGAGUUCAACGGACAGCGAUACCGCCACCGCGCUAUCCAGCGAUACCAUCAAGAUGAAAUCCGAGAGUUUUUCAUCAUCCACCGAUACGAUUACUCCGGUAUUGCUAAUAAAUCAGGAUAUUAUUCGCAGUCUAGAUUACACCAAAUCUAAAACCGAAAAGCUGUACGUAUUGAACGCGAUUCUGCACUCGCAACAGGAAUCGUUGUACUAUGCGGAUUUAUUCAGAAUUUUACGCGAGUAUUUGAACGAAUGCGAUACGGAUAUAUUUCAGUUGGCGUUGGAAAUACACGAAAAAUGCAUUCAUUCGUCGUACGAAUUAUCCAAAGACGCGUUUGUGAAUUUACUCGAGACUUGCUACCUGUACUACUGUUCGUUGGAGUACGAUGUCUACGUAGACAGGUAUCCGUAUCGAAAUGCUUUUAAAAUACUGAAACUAAUACUGAAUACGUUCGAUCGUAUAUUCUUACACGUACCUAGGUACGGUUUUCGUAGACUCGAAAAGAUCGUAGGUAAUUUUGCAGACUUGCUAUAUAUUAGUGUUCCAUCGUACGUCGAUGACUCCAGCAGCGCUAAAAUGCUAACACCGAUCAACAUGAUCGCGUGUCUAGAUCCUUGUUCUAAUUGGUGUAGAAUCUUAGUGCACGGAUCGUACACCAGAGAAAUGCUUUUCAAAUGCAUUCGAAGAAACGUUAACCUCGUCAAAUGCGUAUUCGUCGUUAUUUCAGACUGGAUGAACGAUCCUUACGUUCCCAUAAUAUCGAACAGAACAGACAUAAUAAACGAAUCGACCGUGAAGUAUAUCACAUUCGUUAACGCUGUUUUCAUGUGCGAAAUGUUAACCAAAUACAAAUACUUCUACGAAUUUUUCCCAGUAACGGCGAACAAUAACAAAGUUAUAACUUUGAACACCUUUACGACAACUUUCACCGGGUUUUUACGAAACAAAUGCAGUAAAAUCUUACCCGAACGAGUUACAGUUGCGAUGAUCGAAUGCGUCGUCCAUUUGUUACAAUUCCAUCCGGCAGAAACCAUGGUUCAGAACGUUGUAAAUAUUUUGGAAAUGGUUAACGGUAAAAAUGGAAAGAAAAAUUCCUUGCAAAUUAUCAAGCUUUUGUUUGAUAACGAACUGAUAACGAGAUCUCUGAUUAAUUCCAUCGUAUAUACCAAACGAUCUAGAGCUGGAUUGACGAACGAUGGCAAAUUAUUGAGACCUAGACCAAAUUCUUCAGCUGCUGUCGCUUCGUCUAGAAAUAACAUAUUUAACGUUUUAAUGAACGUUAUAAAUAAUAUAUUGAGAAAUAAUCUGAAUUCGAGUAACUUCGUACGAGUUUUCAAUAUUGCCAAACAAAUGUUACGAUGCCACGAGUAUUACCUGAUGUUUCCAAACUAUUAUUCAACUUUGAUAGAAUUUGUGGAACUUUUAUCGUUAAAGUACAAUCGGAAUUGCAUUUCAGAUAAAAUGGCUAUUGAAAACGACGAAUUGAUCCAAAGCAUUGAUGAAUUAUUAUUCGCCAUUGGAUCAACUCCUAUCGGAUAUCUUUUUUUAUGUAACACCAAAAAUGCUCUUUUGGAGAUUUCCAUGUCAAAAUUAGAAAGUGUAAAUUUUCCCUGGUAUCACUUUCCGUGGAAAAAUACAAUUCCUUUCAUGAUUUCUUCAGAAUACAACCUCGAUUUCAACGUCUAUUGUGACAAAACGCAUACAGAAUUGCUAAAAUUAAUAGAAGAAUUCAACGAAUGUAGUUAUUUGAGCGAUCAGCAUGAUCUCGAUGAUAUUGUAGAAAAAAUAUUCAUUUGCAUCGAUUCUCUCAUUUACAACGUAAAUGCCAUCAACUCGUUGAUCACCAAGGGCUGCGAGUGCAAAGAGAAUUUAGAGAGCAAUGAAAUAUGCUGUUUCAAUGAUUUUAUUAAAAAGUACGCCUUAAAUGCCAACUACGAAUAUGAACUACAGCAUUUGGCACUACAAUGUUUGCAACGAAUAACAAAAUUCAUGAGUUCGCGAGUACUACUUCUUCAUUUAUUCAAUUACGAGCAAUAUCUGUCGAGCAAUCAAACCAAUUAUACGAACAGUAAUGGCGAGAUUAUUACAGACCAGUGUAGCAUUCUAAGGACUGAACUAUUGAAUGGACAUUUUAGUCCUUGCGACGACUUACAAAAUAAAGAUAAAAUUUCUGCAAAUCGUAAAGAUAUGCGGAAAUCAUCGAGCGCCAAGAUGACUCAAAAUCGGAAAAAAGUAUCGGAAAUUCAAAAAUUUCUUCAAGAAACCAAGCACGGUUUAUACGAUAACAAUUGGCUUCGACAAGCUAGAAAAGCUUUCAAAGCUUCAUUAUCCUGUAAUUUGAAGAUGUCUUUAAUGAUCGAAUUAAUAGAAAAGUCGGCGAAGUCCAUUGCGAAACUUUCCAAAGUUCGAAAAUUAGUAGUAACAGAGAGUACAACAAAUUCUAAAUUACGAGGCGAAGACUACAAAGGAAUAGAACUCGCAAUUAGAUUUGGAACGAAAAAUCACGUACUGCAACAAAAUUCAGCGAAUGGAGAAAAUUUAGCUCAAGUAUUCAAAGUAAUCAGGAAUUACUGCGGACGAGAGGAUUCAGAACAAUGGGUAGGGUUCGACUGUACUUUGGCUACGCUAUUUAUCAUGUGUUGCGGAUCUAUAGAUAAGUGUUUACAGAUAGCUUCAUACAUAAUUCCUUUACCAGUGACUGUAUUCAUUUGGCCUCGAGUAACGCCAAAUUUUAUUCAAAAACGAUACACAUUUGGACACCUUCUAGAAUGGCUGUUGUAUCAAGAAGUGCCAAAUGUUUUUUCUGCAUUAUCGAUAUACGGUAUUUCGUGGUGGUUAAUUUGUAAAUGCCACUUGGAAGACUGUUUUUGGAAUUCAAUGGACUGGGCAAAUAUUUGCCAGUGGCUGUGCAUUACCAUAUUAUACCCGCCGGAUAAUCUAAUGUACUAUUUCACAAGCGUUGCUUAUAAAAAUGAAUCAAAAAUACUUCAAACUACCAAUGAAUGUGAUUUAAGAGAUGUGCUUAAUGUAAUAUUCAACACGUAUCAGUUUGAAGAUCAUCUAUUGUACAUCGAUUACCUCGCAAAAAAAUACCACUUCUUCAUAUCGUCGCAUUUCUUCGACUAAAAUUAAACAUGAAGUAUGUAUGGUAUUAAUUUCCAUAGGAAGAAAUUAUUUUUCAAUGAAUUGGAAUAAGGAUGCUACAUAUAAAUGCAUAAAGAUUUGCUGAUUACUUACUUCAUUUUUCAUGUAUCAAGAGUUCUCAAUGUUGAACGACAAUAAAAGAGUUUAAUUCGUAUGUAAAAUGGUGUGUUCAUGUUUAUUUUUAAAUUUAAAAAUUCAAACUUCAAAAUUUUUUCUACUCCAUGAAAAAGAAAAAAAAAAAUUUGAAAAUCACAGUACACCACCAGCGCUCUUAGCGCUUCUAACGAUGAAAAUAUCAGCUACAUACAACCUAUACUUUUUACCUACCCAAUGAACCUAACCUACUUAUUUUUACCUACCAAAACGAAAUUUUAUCAUCUGGGAAUUUUUUCUGUGGUUGGCAAAAUUGAUAGGGAAAAUAAUCACGCUGGCACAUUAUGAUCGGCAUUCUUUCUUUUUGGGCAUAAAUGUCUAAUUUUCGUUGAUUUAAUUUAUAAUUUGAGGUGAAACCUUCAAAAAAAUAUCGCA
Messenger RNA from Planococcus citri (citrus mealybug), 4037 nucleotides. RefSeq lists its product as uncharacterized. The record is from RefSeq and is a predicted model, not a curated record. Bases 234 to 3491 code for a protein of 1085 amino acids. The transcript is spliced from 10 exons. NCBI's taxonomy places the organism in Eukaryota, Metazoa, Arthropoda, Insecta, Hemiptera, Pseudococcidae.